AUUCCUAUCCACGGUAAGUCCUCAUUGGGCAGACUAACACUUGAGGAAGUGUAUUUACCAGAAACAGGAAGUCCCAGUUUGUACUGUAGGUGCCUUUCGGGAAGAGACUCAUUUGAGGACUGUCAACACCCUUCAAAAACAUGCCGUCCAUGAAACAAUAUUGCCUUCUUGCUGCUCGGUUGAGUUGGAUUUUCAAAAUGCUCCUUCCUUUUUGCGUUGGAACUGAAUCUCCAAGAUUCGUACUUCGCAACACUGCCUUUGUGGCCUUCACGGGCGAAGAUCUCCACGUUCAUUUUGAUCUCCGGGUUCCACUAAACCAAAGUAAAGACGACAUGACAUGCUUUGACCCUUUUCACAGGCCAAUUUUUAAUCGGCUCAUCCCUCCGACUAUUGGUCAUUCUGAGACGAUCAGGGAGGUCCUGCAGCUGCAUAAACUGCAGACUUCAGGAGAAUAUCAUUGCCAGUAUAAGAUGGCCAGAGCUUACUGGUUUGUCCGUCUGCGAGAUGAAGGCUACAGGGAUGUGGUCAGAGUGGAUUACACAGACUUCAUAAUAGUGGGCUUCUUCAGUGGAGUGUUGCUGGUGUUCAGUGUGGUCGGCUCUGUGUAUGUCUUCAGAGGAACUUGGAAGAAGCAAAUCCCCGAGUGUGGCAAUCCGAGCAAAGAACGAAAGCAGAAGAAAGAAAGAACACAGGCAAAGAGGCCUGAGGAUGACGACAUGGGUGUAAUAAUAACUUCUUCCACAUCUCUCUAUGCUAGUCUGGAGCCACGACCUCUGUCUGUUUAUGAUGUGCUCGACCACUCAGCUGUAAACAUCGAUUCCCACGAAAGGAAACCCGCACUCAAGUCAAAAUCAGGCCAGAAACCGGUGGCACAAAGCCCACAAGCACAGGACGAAGGCGUGUUUGAGUCUGUCUACGAAAAUUUCUGAAUCAUUAAGUAACAUGGUUCCAACCUGACUGUCAUUGUAACCCAUAAAAUAAAUUCACAAUGUACAUUGCAAUUUUGAAUAGCUAAAGAUGGAAAAAUACACUAAUAUGCUGCAGAACUACAGUAUCUGGCUACAGAAUUGUGAAUGACUGUACAAUGCAGGCAAAAUUACAAUAUACUAUAUAGAAAUAUGUCCCUGUCACUUUUCAAUAAAUAUAAUAAAGUAAAGAGUGCA
Dunckerocampus dactyliophorus (ringed pipefish) is the source of this 1163-nucleotide messenger RNA. RefSeq lists its product as uncharacterized. Gene Ontology annotation, biological process: positive regulation of B cell receptor signaling pathway; regulation of B cell differentiation; positive regulation of cytokine production. Gene Ontology annotation, cellular component: membrane raft. The record is from RefSeq and is a predicted model, not a curated record. The transcript has 6 exons. Lineage: Eukaryota; Metazoa; Chordata; Actinopteri; Syngnathiformes; Syngnathidae. The coding region runs from base 141 to 929 and encodes 262 amino acids. Gene Ontology annotation, molecular function: transmembrane signaling receptor activity.